CAAGAACUCAUGGUUUCAUCAAUCUUUUUCUGACAAAAGAUUAUACCACAUCCAUACAGAAGAAAUAGGAAGAAGAAGAAGAGAAUACAGAGAUGGGAACAUUUAAGAGCUUUAGAAAGGCUUAUGGGGCUCUCAAGGACUCAACCAAGGUUGGCCUUGCAAAGGUCAAUAGUGAAUUCAAGGAUUUAGACAUUGCCAUUGUAAAAGCCACCAACCAUGUUGAAUGUCCUCCAAAAGAACGCCAUGUUCGAAAAAUAUUUUCUGCGACAUCAGUUGUUCGUCCACGAGCAGAUGUGGCAUAUUGCAUUCAUGCUUUAGCAAAGAGAUUAUCCAAGACCCGAAGUUGGAUUGUGGCCAUAAAGAUUCUAAUAGUUAUUCACAGAACAUUAAGAGAAGGUGAUCCUACAUUUAGAGAAGAGCUUCUAAACUACUCACACAGAGGACAUAUUCUCCAAAUAUCAAAUUUUAAAGAUGAUUCAAGCCCUCUUGCAUGGGACUGCUCUGCAUGGGUUAGGACAUAUGCACUGUUUUUAGAGGAACGACUUGAAUGCUUUAGAGUGUUAAAAUACGAUAUUGAAGCAGAACGCUUGACAAAGUCAUCGCCCGGGACAAGCAAGGCACAUAGUAGAACAAGGCUUUUGGCUAGUAAUGAAUUAUUGGAUCAAUUGCCUGCAUUACAACAACUUCUUUAUCGUCUUGUCGGUUGUGAGCCUGAAGGAGCAGCUUACAGCAAUUAUCUUGUCCAAUACGCCUUAGCUUUGGUAUUAAAAGAGAGUUUCAAGAUCUAUUGUGCUAUCAAUGAUGGAAUUAUCAAUCUUGUGGAUAUGUUCUUUGAUAUGUCAAGACAUGAUGCAGUCAAAGCUCUUAAUAUGUACAAAAGAGCUGGUCAACAGGCUGAAAAUCUUGCUGAAUUUUAUGAAUAUUGCAAAGGAUUGGAUCUUGCUAGGAACUUUCUGUUUCCAACAUUAAGACAGCCACCACCAUCAUUUCUUGCAACAAUGGAAGAAUAUAUCAAAGAAGCUCCACAAACAGGCUCUGUCCAAAAUAGACUGGAAUAUGAAGAGAGAGAGCAAUCACCUUCAGCACCAGAUGAACCUGUAAAAACAGAAAAGCAAGAAGAUAAAGUUGAGGAGCCUGAGCCUAAAUCAUUAAUUGAUCAAGAAGAGGAACCACAACCUAGGGAGGAACUGGAGGAACCUCAACCACUUAUAUCGACUGAAAAUACAGGAGAUUUGUUGGGUCUAAAUGAAAUAAAUCCAAGGGCUUUAGAACUAGAGGAAAGCAAUGCAUUGGCUCUUGCAAUAGUCCCACCAGGCACUGAUUCAAGAAAUCAUGGUAUAAGUGAAAUUGGUGGUACGGGAUGGGAGCUGGCACUUGUUACUACACCAAGCAGCCAUACAGCUCCUGUGGUAGAAAGCAAAUUGGCGGGUGGAUUCGACAAGUUAUUACUUGAUAGCUUGUAUGAAGAUGAAGCUGCUAGGAGACAGAUUCAAUUGACUAAUGCAGGAUAUGGAUAUGGAUAUGGAUAUGAAGGGAUGGCUGUGCCAAACCCAUUCCAGCAGCAGCAUGAUCCAUUUAUGUUGUCUAACAACAUUGCUCCCCCAACCAAUGUACAAAUGGCUUUAUUACAAGAGCAAAUGAUGGUACAACAACAACAGCAGCAAAUGAUGAUGGUACCUUACCAAUACCAAUCUCACUAUCCUCAACAGCCUCAAUAUCUUCAACAGCAGAUCCAAAAUCCAUUUGGAGACCCAUUUUUUAACCUCCCACCAGCUUCAACAUCACAACAAGGAAAUCAUGCACUACUUUAAAUGUUAUUUCAAUUUUAAUUUAUUUUUUUAAAAUUCUUUCAAGAAGAGGAAUCAUUUGUUUAUUCUGAAAUUAAUUUUACUUAUUUUUUCACUCAAUAAAAUAUAAAAGUUUGUCCUUUUCGUA
Messenger RNA from Theobroma cacao (cacao), 1935 nucleotides. Its product is annotated as ENTH/ANTH/VHS superfamily protein. Gene Ontology annotation, molecular function: 1-phosphatidylinositol binding; clathrin heavy chain binding; SNARE binding. Gene Ontology annotation, cellular component: clathrin-coated pit; clathrin-coated vesicle. Gene Ontology annotation, biological process: vesicle budding from membrane; clathrin-dependent endocytosis; clathrin coat assembly. The record is from RefSeq and is a predicted model, not a curated record. NCBI's taxonomy places the organism in Eukaryota, Viridiplantae, Streptophyta, Magnoliopsida, Malvales, Malvaceae.